GAGAGUUGGGUCGGGGCUGCCAGUCCCUGCCCCAGCCCAGGAUGGGAAGCAGGUCCCUGGCUCCUGCCUGCCCCACUGGAGCCUCCUCCUGGACUGGUUUUUAGUAGCCCCGACUCUAUUGUCUUAAUUUUCAGCCAGGCCUAAUUUAGAUCUAAUCUGACUCAUUUAAACACUCUUUGUGAUGGCUAAGGAAGGUCCUGGGUGACUAAUAUAAUCCCAGAAAAAAUAAACACAUCCAAGUCAGCUCUGGGAUGGGAACUGGUGCUUGAUGGAUGGUAUCCUGGAAAAAUGAGCCAUUACACAGCCAGUUGCUUCUGUAUGCAUUUCCUCUGGACUGGAGCUAGCUUUUGUUUUGUUUCCAUCUUUAAUUGAGAGAAAACCUCCAACUUGUCUUGUGUGACGUCGCUGGAGAACAAAGGGCAGGUGUUGCAGUGCAGGAUGUUGUUGACCACCCUUCCCCCCCGGUGUGGUGAUUCCUGGGGCAGUGGCAAAGCCUUGUCCCUUCUGGUGGUGACAGCCUGGGGCUAGACCCCAACCCGAGGGGCUCUGGGGGUAUCCUGUGCUGCAGCCAGCACUCGUCCCUUGGUGGUUUGUGUCUCCACACUGAGCUAUUUUGUUUCCUGAGCAACAUCUCUGGACAAAGUAUUGCCCGGCACAAAUCCCCGCGCCUGCCCUGCGGGAGAAAGCACAGCCGGCUUCCAGGAAAGGUGUUCAGGCCCCGAGUCUGGAAAACCAUCAUUCCCUUCUUUCCUUCAAAGGCUUCCUGUGGGGUGGAAAACACUCCCGAAGCUUGCUCCUUCUGCCCUGUGCACGCAAGCUGGUGAUGUCCUGAUGUUCCUGUGCUGUGCCCAGGGCAGCAGCAGCUCCUGUCUCCUCUGGGGUGGGGGAAGGUCAGAAUCCAUGGAGGAGAGGUCCCAAGCAGGCAGUGGAAUAGGGGUUGAGGUGGGUCCACAGCUCUGAGCUGUAUUGGGGGCUCUGCCACAUCACUUUAAGCUGGGCCAAGUCUCCUGACCUGCCCCUGGCUCGGUGGCUGAGCCAUUGGAACUGCAGGGUUGUCAGAUUUCCAUUACUUCACUUUCCUCUGCGUUGCUCCCUCUGUGGGAGGCUGGGGCAGCUCUGGGCACUUCCAAGCUCCAAAACAGAGGAAGUCCAGCACAGGGUGCUGGGUUUUCUGGUAACUGCUAAUUUCUUGAGGUCCAGGAAGGUCUAGGGAAGACUCUUUUUAAGAUGAGGUGGUUCCAUAAAUGCUCAGCUCUUAUUCAGACACUGAUUAUGGGGUUUUCUCAUCGCAGGGCCACAAUCAGGGUUAUGGGAGAGGAAGGUGAAACCCUGGCACCACAUUUCUGUCCUCAAGGUUCCCAGACUCAAUUCUGGGAAAAGCCUGACAGUGUGGGAGCAGCCCUGGCCAUGGCUUGUCCCAGGGUUGGGCAGAGGGGCUCUGGUGGCUGCUGGAAAAUCCGGGAAGUGGCUCUGUUAACACAGGAUGGAAGGAACAAAAACCCCAGCAUCAUUAAUCACCUGCUUCGGCUGAGUGUGCAUAUUUGGUGGGGAGUGUUUACAGAGCACUUUCCUUGCUCAGAGGCCUCUGGCACCCUCAGAGAAUUAAUGGCAUGACCUCCUAAAAGGAUGCGUGGCACGCCCAGUGCACAGAGUUGCAUCUCAGAACAGUUCCCACAUGAGAAAUGUGCAGGUCUUGUGAUGUCACUGGGUGCAGAGAUGGGCACGUCCCUCCCUCAGCCCUUUUGGACCUUCCCUGGCCGUGGGUGCAGCCUGGAAGGAGGGGAUGGGGCAGAACAGGACUCAUCUCUCCACGGGGAGCUGAUCAGGAGGGGGGUGUGAUGCCAGACCCAGCAUGGACCCAGGACAGAUGCUGAGGGCCUUGAGGUUGGAUAAUGCAGGGUCUUCAACACCUUCUCUGUGGUAACAGUUUCUCCAACUUUACCACAAGACCAAACCUCAUAGGAACAACUGUUUCCAUCUCUGAAAAAAAGCCCUGUUUGAGGAAUAAAUGCACCCAGCACCAGGGCUGACCAUGGACCCUGGCUCUGCUUUGGGCCCUUUUCACAACCGUGUGUCCCCAGCAGCUGUUGGGGUCAUGGAAAAGCUGGUUUGCCAGGGGCUCUGGGGGAGUGAUGUAGCCUGCAAAAAACAGGGGUAGAGCUGGAUCUGAGCCACAUCCCGGGGUGCAGAUGUCUGUGCAGGGCUCCCCAGUGGGGUGAUGGGGGCCCCUGCAGACACACGGGGACCCUUUGGGACAGGGGCUUUCCCGGGUUUGAGGGGGCAGCCGACUCGGCCGUCGGCUGGGCGUUGUGCAAGAGCCGAACUUGGAAGAAAAUCAGAAACCUCCCUCUGGAAAUACCCCUCGGACUGGAAGUUGUGGAGGUCCUGGGGCCGGUGCUUGCGGGGGCGGUUCCUUUAGGGCUUAAGAAGGGCUGAGGUUGGAGCCGGCGGCCAGAAGGAGACAGCCCCGGCCAGCGGCACCCGCUCCUGGAAGGGGGGAAGGAAGGAAAGGAGGGAAAACCAGCCCUGCUGCUGCCCUGUGGGUGAUGGAGCUGGCUCCUGUCCUUCUCGUCCUCGGCUCGCUGUGGGGCUGCAGCGGACGCCCUGCUGACAGGCUGGUGGUGACACCGCGGGAGCCGGUGGUGCCCUUUGGGGGCUCGACAGAGCUGAACUGCUCCUUGGCCUGCGCAGGGGGCAAGGUGGAGUGGAGAGGGCUGGACACCGCCCUGGGGACCAUCUCCUCCUUCUCCACCCACAGCAUCCUGCACAUUAGACAUGCCACCGUAGCCACGGAGGGCAUGAAGAUCUGCCAGGGCAGCUGCCAAGGGCAGCACUACCAGAAAACUGCCACGCUGAAGGUCUAUGCCCUCCCAGACACGCUGAGGCUGGAGGCAGCUCCCCACAUCCUGCGCCCGGGGUACCCUGCCAGACUGAGCUGCUCAGCCACGCACCUGUACCCUAUCGAUGGGGUGGCCCUCACCUGGUACCGGGGGCACCAGGUGGUGAAAACAGACUUUGAUGCUGACGACGACGAUGAGGAGCUGUAUAAAAUUGUUUCCAUCCUCUCUGUGGAUGGGACAGAGGUGGAAGAAGGAGUGGAGUUCAGGUGUGAGGUGACACUGCAUGUUGGGCAGAAGACCUUCACCAAGGUGGCAUCUGUGGUGGCAAGUGCUGAGGCUGUGACGGAGCAGCUGGCGGCCAAGGUCACCUCCACAGGGAGUCCCAGCACAGCCAGGCCUGUGGCCACCACAACACUUCCUCCAGGGCCGAGUGUCCCUACAGGUGAUCUCACCACAGCACGGGAGCCCAACACUGGGACCACCCUGGAUCUGGCUGCUGUCACCAACCCCCCCUCCACGGAGCCCUCUGUGCCCCAGGACCUCAUCGCAGGCAGCCCCACGGCACGUGUGGCCACCAGCACCCUCCCUGGCUCUGGCACGGCGGGGACAGUGCCAUCUGCGGGGACAAUUCCUGCCUGCAGCCUGCAGAUCUGGUCGCUGCCUCCCACCGGGACGCGGGGCAGGGCUCUGCGCAUCGAGUGCCACGCUCGGUGCACCGGGAACGCCACGGUGGGCUGGCUCCGGACCCCCGCAGCCCUCUCGCAGUACCGGGAGGAGAACGCGGGCAGCAGCUCCGCGCUGCGGCUGGACAGCGCCCAGCCCUGGCACCAGGGCCACUACCAGUGUGUCCUGCUCGGCCACCGCAGCCAGAUGGUCACCCUGGAGGUGAUGGUCAUGGAUGAUUCCUUCAGCUCGGGCCCUGCCAUUGCUAUGGGGACAGCGGGAUCGCUCUUGGGGCUCAUCGUGACCACUGCCGUGUCUCGACGCCUGUGGAAACGAUUCAGAUCUCGGUAGCAGCUGCCCUAGAAGUGGGAGCAGCCGGCUGUUGGCCCCAGCCCUCCAGCCGUGUCCCUGCUGUCCCCCUGUCUGUCGCUGGCCUCGCUCGGCCUCUGGACGGCAAGAAGGAGUGGGAGCAGGAGGGCGAGCAGCUGCCUGCGGCUGCCGCGGGAGACAAAGCCUGGCAGGGCAAUGAGCACAGGCGACAAACGGACGCGUCCGGGGCUGGAUCCCCGCGGGCUGGCACCGAACUCUGGGCUGGGCCCGGCGCCUGGGGCUCCCGGCACCUGCGGACGGGCGGCAGCACGAAGGCCGCUUGUCUGUCACAACAGAAGGUCCGAGGCAGCCCCGGGGGCAGCUUGGGCUCGGCAAGCGGGUGGGACUGAUGCUCCAAUAAAGAGUUGUUUCCUUUCGA
Oenanthe melanoleuca is the source of this 4251-nucleotide messenger RNA. It is a transcript of the gene MADCAM1, whose product is annotated as mucosal vascular addressin cell adhesion molecule 1. The record is from RefSeq and is a predicted model, not a curated record. Lineage: Eukaryota; Metazoa; Chordata; Aves; Passeriformes; Muscicapidae. Gene Ontology annotation, biological process: integrin-mediated signaling pathway; leukocyte tethering or rolling; heterotypic cell-cell adhesion. The transcript is spliced from 5 exons. Bases 2547 to 3854 code for a protein of 435 amino acids. Gene Ontology annotation, cellular component: membrane. Gene Ontology annotation, molecular function: integrin binding involved in cell-matrix adhesion.